UCGUGGGCUUCACAGCGCUGCUACGAGAUCCUGCCGCGGCUGUUUCUCGCUCGCACCUUCGACUAGUCCCAUCGAUCGCCCUCCGUUCGCAGCACCAGCCUCAGUCCGACGCGACUUCACUUGACUGUCCAGCAUGGUGUCUCACAACGCGAACGCGCAAUCCGAUUCCGGGUCGAGGGACCGGCUAGCGACCAACUCUCGCCUGAUCGUAGUGUCCAAUCGCUUACCAGUGACCAUCAAAGUGGAUUCUUCUCAGCCCGGUGGCUACUCCUUUGCGCUCUCUUCAGGUGGUCUAGUCUCGGCUCUGUCGGGAGCAAAGAAGCGCAUGUCGUUUACAUGGAUAGGAUGGCCCGGACUGUCCGUUCCUACUCGAGAGGAUGAGCUCUUCAUAGAGUCCAAGUUGGAGAAGGAGUACAGCUGCAGACCGGUCUGGCUAGACCCCGACGUGGCCGACGCACAUUACAAUGGCUUCUCCAACAGCAUCCUUUGGCCACUGUUUCACUACCACCCAGGAGAGAUGAACUUCGACGAAGGCAAUUGGCUGGCGUACAGAGAAGCGAACUUGAGAUUUGCGGAGAGCGUCAGGGAGAUUGUCAGGAAGGGAGAUAUGGUCUGGGUGCAGGACUACCACCUCAUGCUUCUUCCAUUGAUGCUACGCACGCUGAUCGAGGGCUCAUCAGCACAAGGCAGCGUCUCUCAGCGAGAGUUAGAGCACGUACGGCACGGCGUUGAUGGAUCGUCUCACUUGGCGCAUUCGUCGGGCCUUGCAGCUCCACCUGGCAGCGAAGCAGCAGAGCACUCUGCAGCCCAAGUGGCCUCGGGUCACUCUCACAGAACAUCAACCACGGCUACCAACCUGAACGUUCAAAGUGGGACAACAGCCCAGGCUGUCGCUGCCAUGGAAGAGGAUGACGAGGAUGGAGAUGGCAAGGGAAGAGGUACGGCGGACGGAACCACUUCGAGGGGAAGCGUCAAAAUUGGAUUCUUCCUUCACACUCCGUUUCCGAGCAGCGAAAUCUAUAGAAUUCUGCCUGUAAGACGUGAGAUUCUGCUUGGCGUUCUACACUGCGAUUUGGUUGGCUUCCACACGUACGACUAUGCGCGGCAUUUCUUGUCCUCUUGCACACGGAUCUUAGGACUUCCAACAAUGCCCAAUGGAGCCGAAUUUGAAGGCAGAUACGUGCACGUCGGCACUUAUCCGAUCGGCAUUGAGCCGGCACAAUUCAUCGAAGGGCUGGCAAGAGACGCGGUCAAGACUAGGAUGAGGGCGCUGGAGAGACGUUUCGAAGGUGUCAAGAUCAUUGUGGGAGUGGAUCGCCUGGACUACAUCAAGGGCAUUCCGCAGAAGUUGCAUGCGCUCGAGACCUUUUUGCAGGAGCAUCCUGAAUGGGUUGGAAAAGUUGUCUUGGUGCAAGUAGCAGUCCCAUCAAGACAAGACGUGGAAGAGUAUCAGAACUUGAGAGCCAUAAUCAACGAAGCUGUAGGACGUAUCAAUGGCAGGUUUGGUACCGUCGAGAGCAUGCCGAUUCAUUUCAUCCAUCGAUCGGUAAAUUUCGAAGAGCUUUGUGCUCUGUAUGCUAUCUCCGAUGCUUGCCUCGUCACUAGCACUAGAGAUGGCAUGAACUUGGUAUCCUACGAGUACAUCGCUUGCCAGCAACAACGCAACGGAGUUAUGAUCCUUUCUGAAUUUGCAGGAGCAGCUCAAUCAUUGAAUGGCUCUCUCAUCGUCAACCCAUGGGACAAAUUUGCGGUCGCAGACGCUAUUCACGAAGCUCUGACAAUGGCAUCUGUUACACGCAAGGCCAAUUUCGAUAAAUUGAGCAGAUAUGUCAACAAGCACACAGCUAGCUGGUGGGGUACAAGUUUCGUCGCCGAGUGAGUACUAGAGCGCUCGGAUGUGGGGAAAAGGAAAGAGCAUCCUAUCU
This is a messenger RNA of Ceraceosorus guamensis, 1925 nucleotides long. RefSeq names its product Alpha,alpha-trehalose-phosphate synthase. Bases 134 to 1879 code for a protein of 581 amino acids. The transcript is spliced from 6 exons. Gene Ontology annotation, cellular component: cytosol; alpha,alpha-trehalose-phosphate synthase complex (UDP-forming). Gene Ontology annotation, biological process: cellular response to heat; trehalose biosynthetic process. The record is from RefSeq and is a predicted model, not a curated record. Gene Ontology annotation, molecular function: catalytic activity. NCBI's taxonomy places the organism in Eukaryota, Fungi, Basidiomycota, Exobasidiomycetes, Ceraceosorales, Ceraceosoraceae.